Molecule: messenger RNA, 15416 nt
Organism: Caenorhabditis auriculariae
Lineage: Eukaryota; Metazoa; Nematoda; Chromadorea; Rhabditida; Rhabditidae
Source: the annotation of a GenBank genome assembly
AUGAUUCAGUACUUGGUUAGUGUUACAUAAAGAAAAAAGCAAAAACCUUCAAUUUUUUCAGGCAGCCCUCAUUGUGAUAUCAUCGGCACUUUCUUUGCCUCCGCCGCAAGAUUGUGGGUUUUUUUUUUUCAAUUUUUGACAAUUUUCGAAAAAUUCCUCAUUUUUUCGAAUAGAAAGAACAUUUUUUGCAGCCGGAGCAUCAGAAAAAUGUGGUCCCAAUGAAAAAUUCUUCGACUGCGGCACACCCUGUGAGAAAACGUGCGAAAAACCGGAGCCGGUAAACUCUUGAAAACCGGAAAUUGAUGUAUUUUUAAAAAAAUUCUAGCUGUUUUGCAACGCUAUGUGUGUCCGCGGAUGUCAGUGCGACUUUGGUUUUCUGAGAAAUAAGGACCGUAAAUGCGUGGCGGCCGCCGAAUGCAAUCAGAAUGGAACGAGUCGUGAGUUUUCAAUCCCUGGCUUGCUUUUUUCAUAUUUCGUCCGGGAACUUUAAAAUAAGCUUUUUCUUUACCUCCGCAUGCAUUUCAUAAAAAAUUUCAAAAUUUCUUUUUUUCCUGAAUGUCUGAAGUUGGACAAAGAAGGGAAUUGGUCUAGAGAAUCUUGACUUUCAUUUUUUUUAGAAAAUUCUUUGGAAAGAGGUUAUUCUGAAGCUUUUUUGUGAAUCUUUAUGGUAUUUCUAAGAAGCCUGACUUUUUUUAUUUAUACUGUAGAACAGUUUCAUUCCCAUUAGGAAUCCGAAAUUUAUAGAAUUUCUUAUUAGACCAAAAACUAUGAGCUUCAGACGCCGGUCCAUCCUGUGAAUUGGUCGAUUGCAAAAGCGGCUACAUUUGCCAGAUGGACAACGGCGCGGCCAAAUGUGUUCCUCGUGAGACUUUUAUACAAUUUACAAAUCAAAAUUUGAACUUUAGAAACUUUAACGACUCAGAACGGAAAAAUAGUCUUUAAAAAUGUAUCAAAACUUUCGUUUGUAAAUUAUUAAUUUUUUCUUAACUCUUACCAGAAGCUCGAAAUUCUUCGAAAAAAAGAAACCUUUGCAGAACCAACUUUGAGCUGCGCUUCGACUCUUUGCGCCAAUGCUCACCGUUGCGAAGACACCCCGACUGGCCCCAAAUGCGUUCCUAUUGGUCAGCAAUCGUUUCAAAAAUGAAAAAAUUUUCAUUUAUAAGACAGUGCGAAAAUUCUGAGUCAGAUUGUAACUAAAAAAAAAUGAAAAAAAAUAUAAAUUUCUAGAAAACGCAGAAAAAAACUGAAAGGGAUUUCCCUUAACUAUAUUUUCAACUUGAAGCUUUUCUGACGAGAUUUUUGAUUUCCGUCCUUCCUUACUCUUCUCUUAGGCCGCUCUCUAGCUUACCGAAGAUUAUAGGCAAUCCUAAACUAUACUAUUUUUCAUCUUUGGGUUCGUUUGUACUUUCAGACUUUUCAGAGAAAAACAACGACCCGAAGAUCACUUGCGCGAAUGUCCGCUGCGCCGGCGGCGAGUGUCAAAUGGUGACGAACCCUUGCAAUGGAACCGAUUGCCGUUUCACACCGAGAUGUGUCACGGAAAAUGGUUAGUUCAGGGGGAUCGUGAGCUCGAAGAAACAGCUGUAUGUCUGAAAUUAUACAAUUCGGGGAGGCUUGUGUGUCAGGCCAACUCGGGCUUCAAACCCUAAUUUUUUUGCGAAGAAGUCUGCUUGGGUCAGGCAAGGCUUCGAGGGGGGCUUGGUUCGUGUCAAGUUUUUUUUUGGAUUUAAGGUGGAAAAAUAACCAAAUCUUCGUCGGGCUUAAAAAAUUACCUGAUUUCUUAAGGAAUAUCUUUUUCCAGCGUGCGCUGCAACCACCUGCGCUGUCGGUAGCCAAUGUGUCCUGGUCCAAGUUCAGUGUUUCGCUCCUCCCUGGUAAAUUUUCCGAUCAAUCAACUGAAAUAAUUUGAGGAAUUAUAAGUCGGAAAUAACUUUUUCUUUAAUUUUCCGAUUGAUAAGUAGAACUGUGAUCAAAAUUAAUCUUUUUUUUUUUAAUUUUUCAAGGAUUUUGCAAUGGAUAAGAAAAUGAUUUGAUUUUCGGAUUGCGAUUAAAAGUUUCAAAAGAUUCCAAUGAAAGGAUUCCAAUGUUUACAAGUCUCAUAAGUUUUAUUUCAGCCCACCAAUCGCCCAAUGUUUGAAUCUGAACGAGAGCUCCGACAAGUGCAAGGAGAAUGAGGUAUGUUUCAGUGUUUUUUUUUAUAGGAAACAACCUUUUUUGUGUUUUUUCGCCUUAACUUCUCAUAUCAUUUCGCAACGAGUAUAAUGAUUAUUGGAGUUCUGACGUACGUAUAAUUGAAAGCAAGCCAAUCAAUCAAUCAAUUUAUUUUUGCGAUGCGACGCAGCAAGAGGAAAAAAGAAUGACACCAGGAGGAUUAAUUUCGUGCUCAAAGUGAUUUCGCGGAAUAAAAAAUAGCCGUCAGAGAAAGAAAAAGAUAACUGAAUUUUGGAGAGUCAGAGAUAAUUUUGCGUUUUGCGGCUAUCACUUUGAACACGGCGUAACAGACGCAUUAUUUCAACUGUUUUGCCUGAUUUUUCCACUUUCAGGUCUUCUCAGAGUGUCACAACUCGUGCAGCGAGCCCAAGUGCUUCCCACAGAACAGAAUGGUACAGAAAAAAAAAGAAUAAUAAUUGGUUUUGAAAAGAAUUUCUUCAAGGCUUGUCCCAUGGUCUGCUCGACGGGUUGUUCGUGCGCCGAGGGAUUUUUCCGCGAUUUUGAGGGCCGAUGCGUUCCGCAGUCCGAGUGUCGCCAAGGUGAUUCCAAGGGGAAAAAAAUUAGAUAAGAUGAAGUUUUUUUGAAAUUCAUUGGACGUAAACCCAGAAGAAUCGGAAUAGUUUUUAGAAUUAGAAAGGAAAAUCAUGCUUAUUUUCUAGAACAUGAAUUUUUCCGAAAAAGAGUUGAAAAUAAGAUUUUUGGUAUAUUGAAAAUAGCCGCUGUUUUCCGGUUUCCGCGAAUCUUCUUAUUAUUUUGGGACACUUUGAAAACAUUGCAUCGAUGUUUUUUAGAGUAUAGGACAAAAGCGCCGAUUCCAAGAGCGCCGUUCAAAUUUAGCGCCAGUCCGCAAUGCGCCGUCGCGUGUAUGCGCCGUGUAUGCAGACGCCGCUUUCUUUUGCGCCGAGUCCGUUUGCGCCGAAUCGUUUUGCGCCGUUAUUUCAAACUUUUAUUUAUUCGCUCUUUUUAUAUUAUUUUUUAAUAAUUGUUUACUACACAUUCAUAUACGACUCGAAUAAUUUUCGCGCCAUCCGUUAAUGAUGAGUUUUAGGUCCACUUUGGUCCAGGUAAAUUAUUUUUUCCCCUUUUUUCUUUUCAAAGUAAAAAUAAAAAAGCAAAUAUGCUUUUCUGAUUUCGAAAAAUACAGAAAACGAAAGAAGAAGAGAAUGGAUAAAAAAAAUUAUUGCUUUAAACGACAUAUUGAGGGAUUUUUUUUGUGGUUGCAAAUUUUCUGCGUUAGGUAAGGCAAAGUUUCAAUUCUAGCAGACGUGAAACAGCAGAAAAUCGUUUUUCGUAACGUUGAACUCAUUUUCUUGAAACAAUAGUUCGAGUUUUUUCGAAAAUGCGGCAGAAAAAGUCCAUAUUAACAGAUGGCGCGAAAAAUUAUUCGAGUCGUAUAUGAAUGUGUAGUAAACAAUUAUUAAAAAAAUAAUAUAAAAAGAGCGAAUAAAAAUAAAAAAAGUUUGAAAUAACGGCGCAAAACGAUUCGGCGCAAACGGACUCGGCGCAAAAGAAAGCGGCGUCUGUAUACACGGCGCAUUGCGGACUGGCGCUAAAUUUGAACGGCGCUCUUGGAAUCGGCGCUUUUGUCCUAUACUCGUUUUUUAUUUUGUGUUCCUGAACCUCUUCCACAUUUUCGAAUCAAGAAAAUUAGAAAAAAAAUAAUCAAAAUAAUCCUGAAAGUAUAAAUUUGAAUCGUGAAUAAUUUUCUAUUACAUUAAGAGCGUCCGAAAAAUUUCUUAAACUUCAAUUUUUUUAAAAAUGAUUUUUUUACCACUUUGAACUCCUGAAAGACUUAAAAGGCGUUUGCUAGAAAAGGACUUUUUUUAAAAAUUUAUAUAACAUAGUUCUCAAUUUUCACUCAUUCAUAUCAUCUUCCUAGCCUAAGAGAGAUUUUUCAUCUGAUUUUGAGAAACCCUCAAUCUUAAAAUUGACAAAUUUUGAUUUGUCUUCUUUCAAAAGAAAUUUCUAGAUUCAAAACGCUUCUAGGCUCGUUUAUGAGAUCUCAAUGUCUCGUAUAAAGAGUUUAUUGCCCAGUUUAUUGCAAUCUUUGUCUGUUUAUUGAAAUCGCUCGCGUUUCUGUUUUUUUUUCGCUCGUCGAGAGCAAGGAAAAAAGAAAAAAUAUAUGGUGCGUGGAAUCGGAUUCGGAAACAAAAAACCAGAUAGGAAAUGGUUUUGUUGAUCCAUAAAAAUGGCGUGAUCAUGGGCGAAGCUCAUGGAAAGCAGACUUUUUGAACAAAAAGAUCUUUGAAAAUCGGAAAGUUACGAUUUUUGACAGAGCUUCAGAAGUGCAUAGAUUUUGAAAUUAAUAUAUUAUUUAUUCAACAAGCCCAAAAAAAUUGCCCCUGUUCACUUUAAAGCGUGUAAACGCGUUGCGUAUACAAAUGUUAAUUUUUGAUGCUAUACAAAUGUUAAUUUUCAGUAUUUUUUUUUUCAUCCGGUAUCAUCCGGUAGGGAAUUAGAAGGAACCUGAGACAUACCGAUUCUAAAUCAAUCGAGAAAAACGUCUUUUUUCAUUUUUGUAAAGUUAGAACGCUUCUUAGUUUUCUUCAGAUAAGAAAUGAGGUUUUUGGCGUUCUUGAGGCGUCAUAACUUUACUAAAAGGCGUAAAGAGGAGAUUUUUUAUAGCUGGUUUGAAAAAGGGUCUUUUGAAGUACAUUUCUGCGAAGUUUCAGAAAAUUAUGAACUAAACUCUUUGUACAAUUUCCGUUCGAGACUUAUUAUAUCAAUAACUUUGUUUUAAAAAAAUAGAAAGUUGAGUUGUGCCACAUCUAAAGAAUUUUAUGUGAUUUCUUGUUCCGAAAAAGUAUACUUAUAAGUUUUUUUUAGAUCCUAACCACGGAUGUGCCCUGAUGAGAUGUACUGCUGAGACGAGAUGUAUUGAUAAUCCGGAUGGUACUGGAUCUUGUGUUCCCCUCGACAAGCUUCCCGGCGGUGGUUAAUUGAGAAAAAAGUGGCAAAAAUAAUCUAAAUUUGUUCAGUUUGCAAAUUGAACGAAGAACGGAGAGAAUGCGGAACGGCGUGCGAGCCGAGCUGCAAGAAUCCAUCUCCAGUUCGUUUUAUAAUUUUUUUUUCCAGGGAAAUAAUAAAAUUUAGAGUUUUUUUCUGAAUAUACUUUUGUGAAUUUUCAUGUUUCAGGUGGUUCGAUCUUUUGAAAUUUUUUAACCAUAGUAUACACAGUACACAGAAUAUAUUUUGCUCUAAAACUUGAUUGUUUUCGCUUUUUUGCUUUGAGACCUGUGAACGGAAGGUAUACGGUAUUUUGAUUAAAAAUAACAUGAAAAGCUGGCGCAGAAUAAGCUAUAUAUUCGCGUAAAAUUUUCUCAGACUCUCCAAAAUCUGGUUAUCUUUUACACUCCCUGACGGUUAUUUGGCAGUGUGCGGAAUCAAUUUGAACACUGCAUUAGAAAUAAUUGGACCGUAAUGGGACCAAGUUUAAAAGUUCAAUUCUUAUUAUUUCACUCUUCAAAUUUUUCCCAAUUUUAACGAGUAUUGAACUUUAAUGUUAUUAAAUUCAAAGGAGACCCUCAAUUUUCAGUCCAAUAAUCUUAAAAAAAACAUUCCUGCAAGCCCCAACAAGGCAUUUUUUUUUCUCGUUUUCGAGAAGCUUUUAGAAGAAAAAGAAGACGAUUCCGCCAUGAAAAAUAAUAUCCUUCCGUGGCAAUAAAACGUCAAAAAUAGAAUCCAUAAAAAUCUACAAAAUUUUGAUUUUUUCGUCAGUCUUUUGCAAUACCUUCUACAGGAUCCAGGAAGAAUAGAAAGAGGAUUUGAAAAGAAAAAAAUCGAGUCGAAAGAAGUUGAGCAAAAAGAGGAUAAUUGUGUUAAUAAAUGAAACAACAGACGAUGAAUUUGACAAGUUUUAAGAUAAAUUAUUGGGAAAAAUUGAUAUCUUGAAAAUCGUUGAAAAUUGAUCAGUAGUGUAUAAAAUAUUAAUUGAGAAGUCGGAGCAUUUGUUGGUUGAUAAAUUAAUUAUUAAGAAACUUUUUUUAAUCAAUUGAAUAUGAUUCAAACGAGAUAUGGGAUAAUUUCUAAAUUUGAGAGCUUUUUUUCAAGGAAUAAAUAUAUCAAUUUUGAAAAGAGAACUUCUAAAUUUAUUUUUUUCCAAUUAUUACAGCAAAUCUGCACCCUGCAAUGCCUCGUCAACGUUUGCCAAUGUUCCGCCGGAUUCUAUCGUUCUGAAUCUGGAAGUUGCGUAACGCUGGACCAGUGCAACAGCACAGCACCCGGUAAUAAUGAUCCGCCCCUUUCGCUGUAUCGUUUUUUUGAUGCCAUUGUACAAAUAAAGUUAUAAAUAUUAAAUUAUAAACUUGACCUUAUGCUUGAAAUUUGAAGUGAAAAAAAUUAUCUUUGAACGGGAAAGUUGAAGGUUUUCCUUUCUUAGUUCACUUUGAAACAAGGUUCGAUGAAAAGUUUAUACACAAAAAAGGAUUUUUCAGGCCAGGUUUUGAUAAGUUUUAUAAGCCCUCGUGAGCUGAAAGAAAUUUUAAAAAGUCAAUAAAAUGGUCAGAAAAGCCUUCAUGUCGUUCUCCAAUUUUAUCAUUUGAAAAAUUUUUUUCAUCGAAUUUUUUACUCGAGUUCCAUCAUUUAGACAUUGUCAGAUCCAUAUUUCUCUGUUUGCAUAAACUUAAUUUUCAAUUUUAACUCUUAUGUUAACAUUAAAUCUCCCAAAAAACAAUUUUCCAGCCUUCCCCGACUGUUCCAAUGCUACCUGUCCAGCUGGCACAAGUUGCCAACAAGUCAUGGUCAACUGUUUCGCCCCGCCUUGGUGAUCAUAUUCAUCAAAACUCAUUUAUAGCAUAUUUUACAGUGAAUCCCCACUGAUCCAAUGCUUGCCAGAUGUUUCUCCAGCUCCUGUUGAUCCCAGCAACGAUACCUGCGGCCCUAACGAGAACUUCACGGAAUGCUACAACAGAUGCGCCGAGAAGAAGUGUCCGAUUCCUGGAAUCGAAGUGAGGAGACUGGAGUUUGAACUUCAGGCUAGGAAAAAGUUAUCCAACACGAACACUGUCUUUAUAUAUCACUGAUUAAACUUGGUUGAGACAGUGAAAAAAUAGUCUUGACAAGUAAAAAAAAAAAUAACGUUUUGCUUCCAAAUUCCUAAGUUUUCUAAAUUUUCAUAUCGCCUUUCUGCAAAAAGGAAGAAAAAUGUUUUUUUCAAGAAAAAGAAGGUCUUAGAAAACCCCAAAAGACUUGUUUCCAUUUCGUUUCCCCUUUUUUACAGCCUUUAUGAAAAAGGUGCUGGAAAGCCACUAAAAAGUUCCCAAGCGAUUCAGAAAGGUUCCUCUGGGGCUUUGAAACAAGACCCAUCUUUUCAAGAGCUUUAAGCGGAAUUUUCCAGCUCCUUCUGAAGCUCCUUAAAGGAGUUUUUCGCGUUUCAUCUAUGCGCUGUGGAUAGAACCUGUCCGAUAAAAUUGAAUUUUUCUUUUCUUUCCAGAAAAAAAUACUGGUGUUUUUUAAAAAAAUUUAACGUAUAAGAACGGUCUCAACACGAAAACGCGAACUUUUAGCCCUUUCAAAGCUUUGAAAAAAAAUUUUCACGCCGAAACAUCGUGCUCGAUGCAACUUUAUUGAUCAUAAAAGUUAGAAAGUAUGUUCGAUAUUUGAUAGAUCCAUUUCGAACCCAUUGAUAGUUUGGCAAAGUCGGAGGGUUGGAUAAUGGCCGUUGAAAGGGAGAGGCUCAAAAAUAGCCGCGGAAAGGUAGCAAAAAGAGUCAUUUUAUCGAGCCUUCCUUUUUUCUGGGAUUUUAAAGACUCGAGAAAUGGUAAAAAAUGGGAGAGGCAGCAAAAAUGGUGCAUAAGAGCCGAUGAAAUGGCGCAAAAAGGGAGCAAAAAAGAAAAAUUUCUAUGAACCUUUUUCGACCCUUUCCGAGUAUUUCGGAAAAUUUUGCUGAAUUCGAUGAAAAUGAAAUAAUUUUCCAGGCCAACCGAUUAUGCCCGGCAAGCUGCACUCGAGGAUGCGCUUGCCAACCAGGAUUCUACCGAAAUGUUCACCAAAAAUGCGUAUCGGAAAAAGAAUGCUCGAGUCAGUGAUUCGAGAGUUUUGCUCAUAAUUUAUUGCUCCAAAUUCACAUUUUAUUAACUUAUUAUUUGUUCAUUUUGCUUCAAAUAAACUCGUUUCUAUUAAAGUUUGCAUGUUUUAUUUUGAAAGGGUAGAGCUAACCUUGAAGGAAAUUGGGUAUCAUUUUGUUGUAAAGCUUUUAUUUAUCUGUUAAGAGACUUUUCUAGCUUUUAUUGUGUUUUCAGGGACAUUAUUAACCAUCUUGCAUGAUUGAAUAAUUGAAAAGUUUUAUAACUAUUUUUGAACGCCUCGAUUUAUUUUUGUAUGAAGUUUUCAAUGAAAGUUGAUCAUUAAUUAAUUUUUAGUUCGAUCAAGUUUGGACUAACUUUAAAAAGUUGAUAAAAAAAGAAAGAUUUUUGGUAUCAUUUUGUUGCGAAGCCUUUUUUUAUAUUUUCAGCAAUUUUUUUCUGUACAUUAUUUUAUAGCUUUUUCUUGUGUUUUUCAAAGAUAUUCUAACCUUUUUUUAAGCAAAUAAUCAGUUCUAAAUUAAGUUUCAGGGCGGUUGAUCAAUUUUAAAAAUGAUUCGGAAUCAAUUUCAACUUUUAAUGACUGAAAAAUUAAUCAAAACUCAUUUUAAAUUAAAUUUUCAGCUUUUCAUUCACGCAGGCUCUGAAAAAAGCUUAUCCUUUCCGUUGCAAUUAUUUUAAAAAUCAUCAACUGCAACUUUUAUUUUCAUUUCGAACUUAAAAAAACUCUAUAGGGGCCCCUAAGAUUUUGCCCCCUAUAGGGGUCCCUGAAACAAAAAACCCCUCAGAAAUUCCUCAGAACGUAAACUUGAAAAAAUAACAAAAUGUUCUUCAGCCCUCUCUUCGCCUCCAGACAAUUGCCCCAUAAACGAGACUCUGUCGGAUUGCUUCAAUUCUUGCAGCGAACCAAAAUGCUCCUUCUUAACAAGCAAUGUGAAUUUUGGACUGAUAAACCGAAAAUUAAUCAAGCAUUUCUAUUAGGAAACCGUCUGUCUGGAAGUUUGCGGCCAUGGCUGCACCUGCCGGCCAGGAUUCGUGAGAAAUCAAACCGGCUCUUGCAUUUUGGACAAAGAGUGUGUUGGUGGGUUUUGCGAGUCGAAAUUGUAGAAGUUUCAAGCUUUGCUUUUGAAAAUCAUGUUAGGAGAAGACUUCAAGAUACGUAAGGAAAAAAAAGACGGUAUCUGUUUGAAAAAAAGUUGGAAAAGGUGAAAAAAUGCUCCUUUUUGCUGUCUUUUUGCGCCAUUUCAUCGGCUUUUAUGCAACAUUUUUGCUGCCUCUCCCUCUUUCCACCAUUUCUUGAGCCUUUUGAGUCCCAGAAAAAAUGGAAGGCUCGAUAAAGGGACUCUUUUUGUUACCUUUCUGGGGUCUUUUUUGAGCCUCUCCCUUUUAGCAGCCACCUUUCGAAUUUGCCAGAGGAUCAAUGGGUUCCAAAUGGAUACAUCAAAUAUCGAACUUACUUUCUAAAGAGCACUUUCAUAAAAAUAUGAGUUUUCCGCUCUGCUUCGAUGUAGCUUUUCUAAAUUCCCUUUAUCAAAAGGAAGAAGGGACCUUCUCCGAAAAUCUUUAAAAAGUUCGAUUUCCAAAAGACCAACAAGAUAUUGCAGAGAAGCCUGUGUUAGAACAUCAAUGCAAGAAAAAGGAGGUUUUCUCGGAUUGUGCCAGCAAAUGUUCCGAACCCAAAUGCGGCGACGUGAAACAGGUAGGGAAACUCGAAAAAAUAUUUUUGGGUCAUUAAACGGAGCAGAAAGUUUUUAAAACUUAUGAACCUAAUUUUCGGGUUUCUCUUUUUAAUAAACGAAAGAAUUUCCGAAGAAAAUGAUUAUUUUGGAGGAAAAAAGCAAUUUUCACUUUUCAGAGAGGUUUUUGUCCUCUAUCUUGUACUGCCGGCUGUACCUGCGCAGAAGGACUGGUUCGUUCCGGGGAUGGGGAAUGUUACGAACCCGAAAAGUGUCCAAGUAAGGGUUUCGAGGGAAAAGAACGAAGAAAGUUGAGAAAGGUAGAAAUUAUAGUCAAAAAUGAUAUUUUCCGCUUUUCGUCGACGUUGCCAAGAUAGUUGUAACUUUUUUUUUGGCCAUAUUUUUUUAAAGUUUCGAAAUUUUUUUAGUUAAAAAAAUCGUUUCCAGGUUUCCUAACUAUUUCUUGCCGCCAGUUAAUUCAAAAAUUCAAAUACCCAUUUUUGGAUAAACUUCUUGAAGAAAAACCACUGAAAAGCUAGUUCCAAAUUAAUUUAUUUGGUGCUCUCUGAGUCUUUCGGAGAGUUUCAGAGAUUUUUUUCCAAGCCCUGUUAUUUUUUUCAAAUGUUCUGGUUCUUAUAAUUUCUAAAUCAUACAACAAGUCCAAAAAUUCAGAACUAUGCAAGAAAAAUGAAGUUUGGGGAUGCAAAGGAUGCGAGGCGACAUGUGAAAAUCCUGAUGCGGUGAGUAAACAAAAUAUUUGAAGGAAAUAACAAAAGAAUCAGCAAGAAAAUUUGUAAUAAAUUCAAAGAAAAUCGAAUCAAAACUGAUGUUAACGGAGGCAUAGUUCAAAUAUUCAAGUUUCAAGGAUUUUUUUACCGAUGGAAGACGGAAAAAAAGAUGAUUUUCUGGGUUUCAAAUGACAUUUUUUUAUAAUUAAGCUUAAUCAUACUUGUGACACACUCUUUUCAAAAAAGUAUAUCGAAAUGGAACGAAAAUUGGAAGAUUUUAGAUUCAGAAAAUAAUUGAUUUUGUUGACGAAGCAGUGGUUUUUCCUCAAAAUAACUUGGUUUAAAAUCAACCAAAUAAUUUUAGGAUAAUCAAGAGAGUUUUUGUACCUUUUUCCAAUCGUGAGCUUUUUGCCAAACCUUUAUUUUUGAAAAAAAUAAAGAGAAAAAUCAGCAAUAUGAGGAAAAAAAUCCAGGUUUGUGAAGACACCUGCACGGCUGAAUGCCUGACAAUUUUAGACAAAAAUUGUGAACCAAUUUUUUUUUUAAAUUUUGAAAAUUUCUCAGUUUUUCAGUCCUUUAGUCAAACUUUAAUGAAAUUUAGUGUUAAAACGAGAAAAUCCAGGUAUGCGGAGACACCUGCACGGCCGGAUGUCAAUGCGCCAAUGGCUUUGCCCGUUCCAAUGGAAAAUGCGUAUUUUUUGAAGAUUGUCCGACUACCAAAGUUCAAAGUUAGUGUAGAACAAUCUACACUGCUCCACAUAAUUAUAUAUCCACCUGAGAUUUUUCGAAAAAUCAAAUAUUUUGAGAGUUUCUGAAAAUCUUUUUGUUGUAAAAAGAUGCGAAUCUUGAUUAGAUUAGUAUAGCUAUCAAUAAAGUUCCUAUUGAAAAAUGAAUGCUUUGAAAACUUUCAAUUUUUCAAAAAAACUGAAUUUUCCGUUCCACAUAAUUAUAUAUCCACCUAAGAAUUUAAACUUUUUGAACCAUUUUUUCCGGUUUUUUGUAUCAGUUAUCAUUUUCUCAUUAUUUUUGUUUGAAAAUAAGAAGAAUAACAGCAAAAAGGUUUUCGAAAAGGUGGAGGAACCUUGGAUCUAAUCAGAAAACGGUCACGGCGUUGUUUUGUACUCCAGCUCCACAGUCAUCAAUGUGAGGGUUGAAUUUUCAUAAUCAGGGUUAACUCAGAAGUUUUGAGAAAGUUUAUCACAAAAAAGAUUCUUGAAUGGGCGUCAAAUUUUGAAAAAAAAUUUCAAAAACCGUGAGCGCCUUUGACAAAGUUAUCAGUUUUUUCAACUUUAACUCGCUUUUCUCAGUCAUUGAGAGUAGAAAUUAUAAAUCUACAAUGCAACAAUGCUGAGGAGAGAAUCAGCAAUAGUUUAACUCAGAAAAAUCUGACAAAACAAACCUCAAAGCUGAAAAAACUUCGGAGAAACAAGAGUCAAAAAAGGAUAGUUCGUGAUUUCGAUUGUAUUGACUUUCUGUUUAAUUUUCUUCGCUGAAUAAGGAUAAUUAUGGAUUAUUCAAUGUUUUAAAACAAAAAUAUAACUGUAAUCUUUAAUCAUGAGAAGAAAAAAGUAAUUUAAAAUUCGAAGAAAAAAAAUUCAGAUUCCUAUGAAUUUGACUUGAAAGUUCCUUAGCUAUUUACCGGUCUUGGUCAUUCUUCUUCGCUAGAAGCAGGUUUUUUUUGAUGAGACCAACUACUCUUGAAGUAAAAAAACAAUUUUAUCUCAGAAAAAGUUUACAUAAAUGGUCCGAAGGCAUUUUAAGCUUCCUAUUUUUGCCAAAACUGCGAAAAAUUCAUAAAUGUUAUCGGAAAACUCCUUCCUUUUAGUGCAAAGAAAUAUUUUACUGAAGUUUUUUGAACUUAAACUGUUGCUCGCAAGUACAUAGGUACUUAUGAAAUCAAAAUAUUCACAUCAUAAUCGAUUAAAGAGAAGCUGAUGUAAUGAACAGCACCGCGAUCGUUUACUGAUCAAAUCCAAAGUUCCUCCCCUUUUUGGAAAACCUUUUUGCUCUUAUUCUUUUUGUUUUUAAACAAAAAUAAUGAGAAAAUAAUAACUGAUAUAAAAAAAUGGGAAAAAUGGUUCAAAAAGUUUAAAGCCUUGGGUGGAUAUAUAAUUAUGUGGAACGGAAAAUUCGGUUUUUUUGAAAAAUUGAAAGUUUUUAAAGCAUUUAUUUUUUUCAAUAGGAACUUUGUUGAUAUCUAUACUAAUCUAAUCAAGAUUCGCAUCUUUUUACAACAAAAAGAUUUUCAGAAACUCUCAAAAAUAUUCGAUUUUUUUCGAAAAAAAUCUCAGGUGGAUAUAUAAUUAUGUGGAGCAGUGUAUAUGUUAUUUUUUUAAUGAAAGCAUUGUUUUUAAGAUAUAACCUGCCUCGGCACCGAGGUCUACACCGAUUGUAUGCCAUCUUGUGAGAGAACAUGCCAUGGAGUAGAUACGGUAAGAAGUCAAAAAAAAGCCUUGCCUUGGAGCGAGAUUCCUGGAGAAAAUAAAAGAAAACUGCUGGAAUUCUCCUGGAAAGUUGAAAAAUGUUCAGUGGCCCCUGUAGAGUUUGACGUUUUAGUUGCCACUUCAGUAGUCAAAUUAGUGGGCAUUUUAGAGGUCUAAAUGGUACCACUAAACCACUAAACAUUUUAGUAGCCUCUUUAUUGUUCUCUCCAAGUAGCCCUUGAGAAACAUCUAUAGUGGCAACUAAAAAUUUUCCCAGUAUGUAUUUUUUUCAAAAAAUGAACGCAAGCUCAAUAAGAGGGAGAUAGUUCUUUUUUUUCAUCUUUGAGCUCAAUUAUUUUAUUUGCGAUCUUCGAGUGAAAUGUUAUUAUUAGCAAAGGCUUUGAAUCAGAACAAAAAACUAGAGGGAAUAAUCAUUAACAGAAAGUUUCUGCUGGAAAAGUCCUGGAGAGUAUGAAUAUUCAUUGUACUCACAAAGGAGGUCAUUUUUCCUUUCCAAUUGGGAUUUCCCGAAAAUUGGCCGAAACGCUUCUUGAUGAACCAGAUGAAGCUUCUGGAAGUUGAACCUGCGCAAAUUUUUAUUUUUUUUAGGAAGGACACGUCUAAGCCAGAGAAAACCUAAAAAAAAUUGGCAAAAAUAGGCUCUGUGCUCUUAUUUCUCGGACACUAGAAAGUUGUACAGGUUGGGACUCUCAGAAUCUUCUUUUAAUACGACAAGAAGUGUUUUGGCCAGAUUUCUCAACCGCAAAGGGAAAUGACCUUCCUUGUCAGGAUAUCUACAAAGAGUGUAAAAGACUGAAAUGGGUGCCAUUUAUAAUGCGCCCUCAUGAGCGAAUUUCCCGUUCCGAGAGACGAAAAAGAUUUUUGAAAAGAUAGUGCUGAUGUAGAAUAUUUAUAAAUGAUCAACAGUUCUUAUCAGAAUCUAACUUUUGACUAAUUCAGUGCAAGAUGAACCCGGAGACGGGCGGAGCGGACGUCUGCAAGCCUGGCUGCCUUUGCAAGCACGGCUAUCGGAGAAGCGCCACUGGAGUCUGUACUCAUCAGAGACUGUGCUUCAAGAGUUGGGAAACCGUUAAAUUUAUGAUAAUAUCAUUAGGAACGCCAGAGGGGUUCGGAAAAAAGCCCAUUUAGAAGACAAAAGAGUGCUUCCUAGAGGGUUGAAUUUUGGUGAUUCCUUUAGGGGCUUAGGACCUUACCCCUGAGCCCCUAAAGCUCAUCUGGUCCCUAAAGAAGUCUCCUAAGAUUCUCUUCAGUUAAAAAAACUUGAACGAUCAAUCCUGUGUUGAUAUUUUUCAUCCGAAAAACGCUAGUUUAUUUAGCUUUUCGUAUAGAAAUCACAACAAUAAACGACUAGCAUGUCCCCUAAAGUGGACACUAGCUAAAAUCCCUAGAGAGGCCGCUUUUGCAAGCUUCAGUGCCCAUGUAUGGGCAGGUAAGAUGGUAUUGAAGUUCCCCUAAAGUUGCCCUUCUAGGGACGACUCUGGCCUUCCUGACUAGGGAGUGUACUCUCUUUCUUACUGGACCUUUUCUCGAAAACUAUAAUCGCUAUCAGUAUCGACGUUGUCCUCUAACAAAAAGUGUGAAAAGGUUCCUGAGAACAGCCAAAUUUAUAUUAAACAUGAGUAAGCAGUUUUCGGAUGAUGCAAUCGAGCCAAGACUAUCAUCAUCUUCCUCUGCACAUGUUCCGCCUAUGCAUUGAAGAGCCAACGUCCUUUUUUUGAUUUUCAGUGGCUUCUUGGCUCAGUUUUUUUCUGUCCUGGUAGUUAAUUAAUUACUGUCUCUUGCUACAUAAUUAAGCAAGACUGCAGAGUCGUUUUUGCUGCCCGUUUUCACUAGAAAUUUUCUAGGUGCUGGUUUUUUCUUUCUGUGGGGCUUUUCCUGCAGCUGAACAAGAUCCGUAAGUGGAAGUAUCUGUACAAUCUUGCCUCAAAAAUACUUGAAAACCCAAAGUUUUUGGUGUACAUCCGCUAUUGAGCUGCUCUAAUGUUUCUCAUUACUGUAAAGCGCAAGUCGUUUCGUGUCGGACCACGAUUUUUUGAGCGCGACAUCUUUAACUCUUGCUUUUUCAAUAACUCUUUUCUGAUACCCAUUCCCCACUACAGUAUACCGAUUCCAGAGGCGACUUGUGAGACCAACGAGGAGUGGUCCAAGUGCAUGCCGCAGGAGGAGAGCUGCGAACAUCUCCGAUUCCUGAACGAGACGUCGACGUCGCUUCUGGAAGACACCCUGGCCCCAGUCCCUCUUCAGUACCAAGGCGGCUGCUUCUCCGGCUGCGCCUGUGUCGACGGCUACGCCAGAACCGACCACGGAACUUGUAUCCCUGCCCAAAAUUGCCCAUGA